Messenger RNA from Capronia coronata CBS 617.96, 720 nucleotides. RefSeq lists its product as uncharacterized. The transcript has 2 exons. The coding region runs from base 1 to 720 and encodes 239 amino acids. The record is from RefSeq and is a predicted model, not a curated record. NCBI's taxonomy places the organism in Eukaryota, Fungi, Ascomycota, Eurotiomycetes, Chaetothyriales, Herpotrichiellaceae.
AUGCCAUCGAGAUCCGUCUUCAUCGUCCUCUUCUCCUUCCUCAGCCUCGUGUCUGCCCAUACAGUCAUCACGUAUCCCGGUUGGAGAGGGGACAACUUACACUCGAAUGGCACCGUGGAAGAGACAACUGGUCUAGGAACAUAUGCCGAUGGAGAUGACUAUCUCUGGCCGUAUGGCAUGCAGUGGAUGUAUCCCUGCGGAGGCAUGCCGACAUCACAGAAUCGCACCAAAUGGCCUGUUAAAGGUGGUGCUGUCGCGUUCCAACCAGGCUGGUUCCCAGGCCACGGAACGGCGUUCAUAUACAUCAACCUUGGGCUAGGAACCGUCCCACCCAACAUGUCAUUUGUGAUGAUCAGUGGGAUUCAGUUGAUCGGGCCAACCAAGGAUCCUUAUCCCGGCACCUUUUGUCUGCCACAAGUCCCUAUGCCAGCCAACGUCUCGGUAAACGUUGGAGACAAUGCGACCAUCCAGGUCAUCGAGACCGCCGUGCACGGGGCUGCCUUGUACAACUGUGCCGACAUCACCUUUGCGGAGCCAGAAGAUGUCCCGGAAGUCAAUGCCAGCAAUUGCUUCAACUCCAGUCAAAUCACAAGCGAUCUGAUCUUCACCACGACUUCGUUGAAGGAGGACUCCGAGUCACCCGCGGUCGAAAUGUCCACAAAUCGAUACGGUUAUCUUACUACCGCUCUCGCCGUGCUCUUCGGGCUAAUAUGGCUGUGA